AUGGCCGACCUGGCCAUGCGCUGGAUGCCCAAGGACAACAUGACCGAAUCUACCGCCGACCACCUGCUCAAUGCCACUGCUGCUGCCAUUCACCACGCCGCAUCUUCGACCGCCGCCCCUGCUGCCUUGCCCUCCUCGUCUGGCUACCUCUCGUUCCUCAGUCUUCCCUUCUCGGCCGACGCAAUCAAAGGCUUCGGCGGCAUGUUCGCAUACAUCGGCUCUCGCUGGGCCCUGGCCACCUUUGCCAUUGUACGCUCUUCCCCUGUCAGUCACAUCCUCGUACCGACAGCUGACUAUGCCUGUUCUAGUNCCAUCUUCCUCAAUCGCACCCACUUCUACGCUUCGUCUCGCCAGAGCCUAAACNCCCGUUGGCACACCCGUCUACUCCUGUACUCAGGUCCCAUCCUGCUCCUCUCUUAUCACAUCUUGUCCAUCCUGCAAGCUCUCAAAUGCCAAACAUCCCCGGACUAUCCUCUGUUACGCUAUGGCGACCCAAACAAGCAACUGGCCAUCAACUUUGGCGGAGAAGGUGGCUUUGUACACGUCUUCAGCUCCAAGCUGCUAUUCUGGAAGUCGGACGCUGAGUGUUGCCGCGCCAUGAACAUGUCCCUCCAGGACGACAAAUUCCUCGAUGUUAUGGGCUCUUUUUCUCUGCUCUGGCCUCUUUUCCUGGCCCUCUGUUUCAGCCAGUUCAUUGAAACGCUAAAUUGCGCUCUCCAAGGUAGACAGCCUCUGCCCGAGACUGGCAUGACCACAUUCGAACACUCUCUGGCUUUUGCCGAGUCGGAAGCCAUGCUUACCAACGCCAUCGGCUUGAGUGUCUUUGGCCCCGCCGAUUCGUCCUCUCACCCCCGCCCAGCCUCCAACUCGUCCGACCCUUCGGACUUGUCCAGCAUACUUCUGACCAAGUCCAUGGUUCUUCAACGCCUCAACGUUCCUUCAGAGGUCUUGCUCAUCGCCCUCAUCUCUUGUAUGAGCCACAUUAGUAGUGCAGUGCUCGCCAUCACCGGCCGGAGACACCAAUUGCGUCUCGUCAACACGGCUAUUUGGGCCGUAUGCUACAUGGCUGCUUUCUGCUGGAGCUUUGUCAACGCCCUUUCUAGUCCCCUCGGUUCUGAUGUUAGCAUUCUUCGCUUCCCUACUGUCUGCAUCAUCGGUUUCAUACCUCACAUGCUCAUCAUUCUAGGCAUCUUGGUUUGCUCCUUCAUAUAUGCCGUGGCCUUGUUGCUCAACGCUCUAUCACUUCCACCCAGUGCUCCGCCGAAUCCCUCCAUCAAAGAGCGCUUUUCGAUCGCUUUCAACAAUAUGCAAGCGAACGUUCAAUUCUCAUCUGUCUCAUCUAUGAGGCUAAGUUGGACCGAGGAUUUCUACACUGUCCUGCUUAAAAUAGGCUUCAACGUUCUGACUGCCGCAAGCGAAUCCGUCUUCUUGAACGAAGGAAGCAAAAUUCAGAUCCAUGACAUGACCUGGCUUGAAAAGGAACGAAUCCAAGAACUUACUUCCAUGUUAGAGAACCGCCGCCGAGCAGACUUGGUCCCGUCCGACUUGCUCGACGAACGUAUUGCGAGGGGUCUCAGCUUCACUGAUCACAAGACAAUGCCCUCGUCAUCGGGCUUUGCUGUCGAGCGAAAAUCAAAAUCUACUACCGAAGCCGCUAGUAAUAGAACCAUCAAUAGCGACAAUGGACUCGGGAUUGCAGAACGUCGUGGCAGAUGGCAGCUGAGCUUUGAGUUUCUGAAAAGUCUGCUUUGGUUGCUCAUCCGCAUCAACAGUCGCCUUGCUUUGACUUGUCUUUCGAUGCUGGGUAUUGAGAGAACCCCCAACUGGUUGACCAGAGCCGCCGACUAUAGCCAGCCAGCUGCCCCUCCCGCUUCUUCACAACAACGAUCCGGUCAACGAGCUUCGAUCCCUGACUUCUGGCUGGUUUCUGAGAGGGGCGUGUUAUCUUUGCCGCAGAAUGGUGAUAUCGACGUCGAAGUAGAGCUGCGCAGACGACUGCAGGCUGCUCCUGGUGACCCUGCAGGAGAGGACGCUGUCGAUACCGAUCUGUACAAUUGGUGGAAACGUGGUGGGUGGUGGGGUGAUCUUGACACCAGCGGUAAUUACGAAGCUCGAGAGCAGGACGACGAUACGACCAGCAUGAUCUCUAUGUCAACAAACGCACCUAGCGAAGCCGAUUCAGAAGACGAGAGUGGCAGAAGGACACCAACGCAGGAAGACUACACUCGAAGUCGAGAGCAAACACCUGCAGCAGACUUCGAGGUGACAGACCUAGUUCGACUACUAGAUCCAAAGACAGCAGCGGACAGAGAAGAAGCACAGAUGCUGUCUCGUCAUCUCCAAAGCGAGAAGCCUAUGACCCGUUCACAGUACCGUCACCGAAUGAACCGUGAAAAGGCACGGGUGCUCAACGUUCCCUACCUCGAGUCAGCGUUCAGUGAAGGCACAGAAGGGGCUGUGAGUCUGAGCAAUGAGACGGAGAAUCUGGAACGAUUCCUCCUCGAACGUCGUCUAGCGAAACGUCCAGAACUGGAUGGAGGUGCUGGGUCGUGGGACUCUGGCGCCGAGGGCAUGGGAUCUAGCGGACCACAGUGUGUCGUCUGUCAGAGCAGUCCUCGUGUCAUCGUUGCAUGGCCCUGUGGCUGUCUCUGUGUAUGCGACGAGUGCAGGGUAGGCGUUGCCACGCGAAACUUCACAAAAUGCAUGUGCUGCAGGACCAAGGUUGUGGCGUACUCCAGGCUAUAUGUCCCUUAG
This is a messenger RNA of Aureobasidium vineae, 2754 nucleotides long. The record is from the annotation of a GenBank genome assembly. NCBI's taxonomy places the organism in Eukaryota, Fungi, Ascomycota, Dothideomycetes, Dothideales, Saccotheciaceae.